AUGUUACUAUAUGAGCCCACGAAGUGCACAGGGCGAGGACGGGAGACGGAGAGAGAAAGAGAGGUGUGGUAGAUUUUGGUCAUGGCGUCCAGGUUGUUGUGGGCUUCGAGAGCGGCCUCCUACCUGAGGAUCUCUGCCUUUCACAGAGGCUUCUCGACAGUUAUUAAGGAUCUGAAAUAUGCUGACACACAUGAGUGGGUUAAAGUUGAUGGCUCUUCUGCAACGAUAGGAAUAACUGACCAUGCUCAGGAUCACUUAGGUGAUGUUGUGUAUGUCGAGUUGCCAGAAGUUGGUGCGACUGUGGCACAGGGAAAGAACUUUGGUGCAGUUGAGAGUGUCAAGGCAACGAGUGAUGUCAAUUCUCCUGUAUCUGGAGAAGUGGUUGAAGUCAACAGGGAGUUAGUUGGUUCUCCUGGAUUGGUUAAUGGGAGUCCAUAUGAGAACGGCUGGAUUAUAAAGGUUAAAAUGAGUGACACAGGCGAGUUGAACUCAUUGAUGGAUUCUAAUCGAUACUCCAAGUUCUGUGAGGAAGAAGAUGCCAAGCAUUGAAGAAAACCUAGGCUUUCGGUUACUUCACCCAUCCAUCCAUCCAUCCAAAUCCCUGCAGCAUUUGACUUCUUGAAUAAUCGCUCAUCAACUCUUCUAUCAUUUUACCUUUAAGCUUUGUAAAACAUCUUUUUUUUUUUUUUUGUUAAUGAUUGCGUUCACUUUUUGGUUCAGCUUCA
Molecule: messenger RNA, 725 nt
Organism: Musa acuminata AAA Group (dessert banana)
Lineage: Eukaryota; Viridiplantae; Streptophyta; Magnoliopsida; Zingiberales; Musaceae
Product: glycine cleavage system H protein 2, mitochondrial-like
Exons: 4
Coding region: 82-549 (155 amino acids)
Biological process (GO): glycine decarboxylation via glycine cleavage system; protein lipoylation
Cellular component (GO): cytoplasm; mitochondrion; glycine cleavage complex
Source: RefSeq, a predicted model, not a curated record